Molecule: messenger RNA, 1122 nt
Organism: Auanema sp. JU1783
Lineage: Eukaryota; Metazoa; Nematoda; Chromadorea; Rhabditida; Rhabditidae
Source: the annotation of a GenBank genome assembly
AUGUCUACCAUGACGACAACGAAGAUAAUUCUGAUUGCCUUACCUUCUGCUUUUGUUUUAACAGUCUUUAUAGUAUUUGUAGGUUUUGUAUUAUGGAACUUGCAUUUGUUUAUUGUUCCUAUUCCGAAAAUGUCAUUUGACUGCGCUUCAAUGAAGUACGAGAAUAACUUAGAAGACUAUAUACUUAAUAGGACAGUAGUACAAGAAAGAAACAUCAGUGAACUAACUGGAAGAGGGUGCUGGUCAAUCAGGAAGCAAUGGUACUUUCCAACUGAAGUUCCUGACAGUAUGGAAGUUCAUCAUCCACUAUACUUGAUUCGAUUAGUUUCAAAAGACUAUGAAUUUGUAGAGGAAGUUCUAUCAAUGUUGUACUCUCCAAUACAUUUUUUUUGUUUUCCGAUCAGUUCCAACUCAACAGAACGCUUUCAGAUCAAGAUGAGGUUUCUAUCGAAAUGCAUAAUAAAUGUGAUUGUACCGGAUGAUACAUUCGAUAUAUCUGAUCCACACAAGGAAUUUGAAGCUUAUGAAGCUUGCUUAGAUAAGAUGAACAACUUUCCUUGGAGGCAUUUGAUCAUUAUGCAGGAAAAUGAGAUACCAUUGCAAUCUGUUCACUUUAUUGCCGAUUACGCUAGACGUCUUGGUGAAGCUGCCAAAAUAGGAAAAAAUGGAGUUAGUGAAGAACAAAUUCGAAUUUUGCAACAAGAACAGGAUACAACGCACAAAUUAGAAACGACGAGUGUUAAUGUUAAACACGAACUAGAUUAUGUAAAGAAAGCUACAUGCUCAUAUAUGGGUGGUAGACGAGAACCAAUCAUUCUAUCAACUGAAUUUCACAAAAUAUUUUUUGAUAUAGUUAAGAAUUAUAUGACAAAACAACAACUUUCUAAAUGUCAGGGUAUACAUUCGAAUGCUACUUAUCCUGUAUGUAUUAGUGAGAAGUUUGAUCGACAAGGAAACUGUGUCUUAGGCAUGGAAAGUUAUCAAUUCGCACAAAGUUCGCGAAAUCUUUUUAUUCGAAGCGAUCCUCAGUUUGAUCUAGGCUUUGUGCAGUGCGUCCAUAAGCUAGUCUUCGACCGUACGUACAAUACGUCAUUUUAUAAAAUUCGAUAUGGUUCACAUUGA